CCUUAGCCACUGGGGGCCCUGAAGACAAUCAUUUCCUCCUUUUACCUUAAGUUGGCAACUAGCUGAAUAAGUUGACAACUGAUUCUCUGAGUUCAGAACUAGGGAUUCCUGAGCCUCUUCUCUAUCCCUUACCCUUCUCCAUACUGGCCAUAGUGCCAUGAAGGGUGCCAACACCCUGCUUAGGCUGCUCCUGCUCGAGAUCUUUCUUUGGGCCCUGACCUCAAGCUAUAAUCUAGAUACCAGCCAUCCCCAAAGCUUUUCCUUCCAAGAUGCAGGGAAUCAUUUUGGAUACCAGGUCCUGCAAGUUGGAAAUAGGGUCGUUGUGGGAGCUCCCGGUGAGGGGAACAAUACAGGGAACCUCUAUCAAUGUCAGCCAUCCACAGGACACUGCCAGCCAAUGGACCUUGGAGAUGCCAGUCUCACUUCCAAGUAUCUAGGCAUGACCUUGGCAACAGAUCCCACAGAUGGUCGCCUCAUGGCUUGUGACCCUGGACUGGCCAGGGAAUGUGAUCAAAACUACUAUUUGAGUGGCCUUUGCUAUAUCUUCUCCCCAAAUCUGGGCGGAUUCACACUUCGUGCUCGUCCUGGUUAUCAGGAAUGUCUAAAAGCAAAUGUAGAUUUGGUGUUCUUAUUCGACGGAUCUGAAAGCAUAACUAACAAGGACUUUAAGAAAAUCCUGGAAUUCAUGAAACAUGUGAUGACAAAACUGAGCAAUUCUUCAUUUCAUUUUGCAGCUGUCCAAUUCUCAACUGUCUCCCAGACUGAAUUCUACUUUUCCGAUUAUAUCAAGAAGAGAAACCCUGAUACCCUGCUAGCUAACGUCAGACAUAUGCAAGAACUUACCAACACCUUUGGUGGCAUCAAACAUGUUGUAAAGGAUGUGUUUAAUGUGAGUCAGGGUGCUCGACCUGAUGCUGUGCGAGUCAUGAUCAUCAUCACAGAUGGAGAUGCGACUGACAAUGGAGACAUUGAGGAAGCCAAGCUCAUCAUCCGCUAUGUGAUUGGGAUUGGGGGUGGAAUCCAAAACCCUGAAAAACUUAAAGACUUUGCCUCAACACCUAAGGAUGAUUUUGUAAAGAUUCUGGACACUUAUGACAAGCUUAAGGAUGUGUUUGGUGACCUGGAGAAAAAGAUUUAUGAUAUUGAAGGCACUAGUAAACAACUUAAUUCUUUCGAGAUGGAGCUGUCUUCCAGUGGGAUCAGUGCUGACUUUAAUAAGGGCCAAUGCGUGGUGGGAGCUGCUGGGGCUCUGGAUUGGGCCGGGGGGUUUAUAGACCUGAAGCAAGAUAUGAAGGAUGAAACCUUCGUGAGUAACCAACCUAGGAACCAGGAGGCAAAAAAUGGGUACUUGGGCUAUACAGUGACCUGGCUACUCUCCAAGGGAAAUAGGAAACUCUUGGCAGCUGGUGCUCCUCGAUAUCAGCAUGUAGGUCGGGUGCUACUCUUCCAAGAACCAGACAGCAAGUCUGGAGGAAAGUGGAACCAAGUCCAGAAGUUGGAAGGGACCCAGGUUGGCUCUUACUUUGGUGGGGUGUUAUGUGGGAUUGAUGUGGACCAAAAUGGGGAGAUGGAGCUGCUAUUGGUUGGAGCUCCCUUGUUCUACGGGGAGAGGAGAGGAGGUCGUGUUUUUGUUUACCAUAGGAAAGAGCUGACAUUCCAGAUGAUGAUGGAGCUUCAUGGGGAAACUGGACAUCCCUUAGGUCGUUUUGGAGCAGCCAUCUCUGCUCUGACUGAUAUUAAUGGGGAUGAUCUGACAGAUGUGGCUGUGGGAGCCCCACUGGAGAAGUGGGGGGCCAUUUACAUCUACAAUGGGAAGCUUGGUGGACUCAGUUCCCAGCCUAGUCAGCGCAUAGAGGGCACCCAGGUAUCCCCAGGACUUCAGUACUUUGGGAGAUCCAUCCAUGGUGUCAUGGACCUUGGAGGAGAUGGAUUGGUAGAUGUGCUAGUAGGGACUCAGGGCCAAGUGAUUAUGCUGAGCUCUCGUCCAGUCUUAGACAUCUUCUCUUCAUUGAACUUCUCUCCAAUGGAAAUCCCAGUGCAAGAAGCGGAGUGUUCCUAUCAGGGCAGUGCAAAAAGAUCUGGGGUCAAUAUCACUGUAUGUUUUGGGGUCAAGAACCUCACGCCCAAAUUCCUAGGGACCCUAGUAGCUAAUAUCACCUAUAUCCUACAACUGGAUGGACACCGGAUCAAAAGUCGGGGCUUUUUUCCUGGAGGAAAACAGGAGACUGGAGGGAACAUGAUUGUCACCCCAACGGGAUCCUCCUGCAUCCAACACUGGUUUAAUUUUCCUGUAUGCAUUGAGGAUUACAUCUCCCCCAUCAAUGUCUCCCUGAGCUAUUCUCUUCUUGAGGAUAAAUACAAUGGCUUCUCUGGAAAGAAAAUACAGCCGACAAUGAGACCCAUCCCACACUCAGAGUCCAAGGAGAUUCCUUUUGAGAAGAACUGUGGAGAUGACAAGCAGUGUGAGGCUGACCUGAAGCUGAACUUUCAUUCCAAUGGAUCUUCUGAGUUGCAGCUGGCCCCCUCAUCCAGCCUCUCUGCUGUUUUGGAGCUGAGUAAUGUUGGGGAAGAUGCCUACCGGGUUCACCUGAGUUUGACCCUUCCCCAGGGUCUCUCCUUCAGAAAAGUGUCCAUGCUCCAGAGUCGGGUCCCUGUGAAUUGUGAGGAAGGAAGCCUGGAGACUGCGCUAUCUUCUUGGGUUCUGUCCUGCAAUGUGAGCUCCCCAAUCUUAAAAGGAGGAAGUACGGUAUACAUCCAGAUGAUGUUUGACACCUUGUUGAACAGCUCCUGGGGGGACUUCCUGGAAAUGAAAGCAAACGUGAGCAGUGACAAUGAGGACUCCAUACUACUGAAGAACAACUUGGUGACCAAGAGGAUUCCCAUCCUGUUCCCUGUCAAAGUGAUGAUUGAAGACCAGGAAAACUCCACUCUGUACCUCAAUUUUACCUCCAAAGGUCCUAAGAUCCGCAAGGUGCAGCAUGUUUAUAAGGUGAAGACUCAGGCCUAUAAAAAUGCCCCACCUAUUCUGGAAUUCCUUGUCAUUAUUCCAAAAAGCCAGAUAAAAGAAUUCUCUACAAAGAACUGGACUGUUCAAACAGAACCCCUUGUACCCUGCCAUCUUGAGGACCCAAAGAAAUUGCUCCACUCCACUCAGACUCAUGUCUCAGAGGCUGUCUUCAGGUGUGUAGUUAAUUUCAGGGAAGUGACCUUGGUUCGAGUAAGCGGGAUGGUGGAAAUCACUGAAGAGAUCCAGGCCUCUUCCAUGUCCAGCCUAAGCAGCAACAUCUCUGUGAUCUUCAACUCUAGCAAAUACUAUCACCUCUAUGGCAAGGAGUCUGCCCAGUCCCAGGUUGUUACAAAGGUGGACAUUGUACAUGAGAAGAAUUCUCUCUACCUUUACGUGCUUAGUGGAAUUGGUGGCUUACUCCUCUUGCUGUUGAUUUUUGGAGUACUCUACAAGAUUGGCUUCUUCAAAAGGGGCCUUAAAGAGAAGAUGGAAGCUAAUGGUGCAAUUCCGGAUGGAACCAUGGAUGAAGCCUCGGACCCCACUGCCACCACUGAGCCAGGCUGCACAGAGCCCCUUAACCCCAGGGAAGGGAAAGAUGAAGGCUCUGCUGAGCCAGGAUGCACAGAGCCCCUUAACCCCGGGGAAGGGAAAGAUGAAGGCUCUGCUGAGCCAGGAUGCACAGAGCCCCUUAAGUCGGAGGAAGGAGAAGAUGAAGGCUAUGCCUACUGAGACCUGAACUGUAUGGAACACCUGGGGGUCCUAGGGCCCCAAAGCCAGAAAAAGCCCAGGGCUGGUAAUCAAGAAUCCUGACCUGGUGUUAGCAUGGCCGUCAACUUAUGCAGCUUUAUACAAGCCUCCCUAGGCUUCUCCUCCCUGAACGUUAAUUCUCCAAUCUGUGAAAUGGGAAUAAAUAAUAUCUGUCCUGCUUCAUAGGGAGGUUGUGAAGAUCUGAAGUGGUAAUGUAUAUGAAAGAACUUUGGAAAGUCCUCCAAAUUCAUUCAGCAAACACAGAACCUGUGAUAUCUAAGGUACGAGGUGUGGGGGGGGGAGAUCCCCAAAUAAAUAACCCUGUCUUGAAA
Molecule: messenger RNA, 4086 nt
Organism: Antechinus flavipes (yellow-footed antechinus)
Lineage: Eukaryota; Metazoa; Chordata; Mammalia; Dasyuromorphia; Dasyuridae
Gene: ITGAL
Product: integrin subunit alpha L
Exons: 31
Coding region: 158-3736 (1192 amino acids)
Biological process (GO): integrin-mediated signaling pathway; cell adhesion mediated by integrin; cell-matrix adhesion
Cellular component (GO): integrin complex; external side of plasma membrane
Molecular function (GO): integrin binding
Source: RefSeq, a predicted model, not a curated record